AUGUCAAAUCUGUUCGAUGCGCCAUGGACAACUUCGGAGAAAAUCGCCCUCUUGACCAAUAUCAUUCAAGGCGCCGUGCAAGAUGUCCCUUCCUACCUUGUUCAGGGCAUGGUCGACAGCAAUAUACAACCGAGGUGGAGUGAUAUUGCUUUGCCAGAAGGCCGCUCUCUUGCUGCCUGUCAGCAAAUGUAUGACACUCUGGUUCGCGCUCCCCGGCCACCUCGCCCUUUCUCCUCGAUCGGUCCCCAAGCCUAUGCUCCUCAACAGCUCGGACCGUCUGUGCCUCCCGUAAGGACCGUCUCUGAACAUGAGCUGCAUCCGCCAACCCACCGCUCAAUUCAGCCUCGGCCUCCCCGUUCAACGGACUCGCCGAUGCCUCCUGCUACCAAUGGAGAGGCUUUUACUAUUUUACGUCCAUUCGCGCCCGAGUUGGGAAUGGAAAGACGCCGGAAACGUGGUCGCCCGACGAAAGAAGAGGCCGAAGAACGUGAUCGAAGACUCGCCGCGGCUGGUCAGACUUACGAGCCCAAAAAACGUCCGGCCAAAAAGCCGAGACCCUCUGGCACCCCGAGUUCCCUAUCCGAGGCUCUCCCAGGGACGUUACCCGGAUCGCAAACAACUCCACUGUCGCAGCACGUCGAGCCGAAGGAGGAGACUUCGAGCGGGAAGAGACGGUCGAAGCGGCAACGUGAGGAAGACGAAUCUUCCCAGCAAGCACUGCCUAGAUCGCCCUUAGAUGAUUCUGGUAAUGAAAGGAGUACCGAAGCUGCUCAAAGUCCUUCUGACAGGUUACUUCUGAGGAAGGACGAACGCGCUCAGGCAGUAGCUUCUGGCGCGCGAGACGUCCAGCAAGCCCAAAGUCCUACUCUUGAACACGAACCCGAACAAAGGCAAGACGAUCAACAAUCCGGUCCCCCUUCGACUUAA
Messenger RNA from Rhinocladiella mackenziei CBS 650.93, 927 nucleotides. RefSeq lists its product as uncharacterized. The transcript has 2 exons. Bases 1 to 927 code for a protein of 308 amino acids. Lineage: Eukaryota; Fungi; Ascomycota; Eurotiomycetes; Chaetothyriales; Herpotrichiellaceae. The record is from RefSeq and is a predicted model, not a curated record.